Messenger RNA from Liolophura sinensis, 4988 nucleotides. Its product is annotated as E3 ubiquitin-protein ligase Topors-like. The record is from RefSeq and is a predicted model, not a curated record. The coding region runs from base 131 to 4114 and encodes 1327 amino acids. Gene Ontology annotation, biological process: protein polyubiquitination; protein monoubiquitination. Gene Ontology annotation, molecular function: ubiquitin protein ligase activity; metal ion binding. The transcript is spliced from 2 exons. NCBI's taxonomy places the organism in Eukaryota, Metazoa, Mollusca, Polyplacophora, Chitonida, Chitonidae.
CACAAGUUUGGCGAACUUCGCCUCGAAAGGAAAUGAAUUUAGUGUCAUUGUUUACAGCGAUCACAGUGUAUGUGGAGUAGUUGGGCUGAUACUCACAAAGAUGACCCUGAUCUGACGGACAAAUCUCAUUAUGGCAGGAAGGAAAUCAGGGAAGAAGGAAAGUAUUAUGUCCUUACUGGCCGAUGAAACCCCAUCCGAUGGAGCUGAGGUGAAGGACUGUCCAGUUAUCUCCCCUCCUCACACAAGGACUCGUUCUGAGAAGGGCAAAGCAAAUGCUAAAGUAUUAUCUCCCCCAAGUUCAGGAAACCAGUCUCCUGAUCCAAACUGCUCAAUAUGCUUGGGGAAGCUGGAGAACAAGUCCUUCACAGACAGCUGUUUUCACAUGUUCUGCUUUGCCUGUUUGUUGGAGUGGUCGAAAGUGAAACCUGAAUGCCCCCUGUGUAAGCAGCCUUUCAAGAGCAUUAUUCACAAUGUGCGAUCAUAUGAAGAUUAUGACCAGUACCAUAUUCAGGAGGCCCAGGAGAGACCGGAGUUUCCGUGGGACAGCCCAGAAGGGUACCGUUUCCGUUACAGAACCACUGUCACCUUUGACAGGCUAAUGGAGGCGCAUUAUGAAGAACAGCAGAGGCAAUUGAGAUUGCUUCAGCGGCCUACCUUGGUUACUACCAGACGCCACUGGCGCAGACGCAGGCAAGGCGCUACCUCUGAAUUCCGACACCGUAUCUACCUGAAUGGGAUGCGCGUGAAGCGCGUGACAACUCGGCAAACGCGACAGCGCAAGACAGGCCCAAAUUUUUACAGAAAUAACCCAGCAUGUACACACAGACUAGUGCCUUGGCUGAACCGUGAACUCAACGCCCUUCUGCACAGUCAUCCAGAGCAUGUACACUUUCUGUUGGAGCUUAUCAUGGACUUAAUCAAGCGGUUUGAAAUUGAAAGCGAUGAAUUUUUUGAACACGUUCAUACAUACCUAGGAAGGCAUGCCCGUCAUUUUAUACAUGAGUUCACCAGCUUUGCCCGCUCUCCAUACGAUAUGAUCGCGUACGAUGAACAUGCAAUGUAUGAACCGUACACAGAGACGAUCGAGUCUGACAAUGAAUCUCCCUUUUCCAGUCCAGGAAGUGACAUCAUUAUUGUUGAUGAGGUCGCUACAACAGAACCAGUUGGGGUUAGAAACCCAAAAAGAAAACGAAACAAGUUCAAUUUACCGUCAGAUACUCACAACCCUGAGCCUCCGCAGAACAAGGAGGCCUUGUCACCGCUUACAGUGGAUACCCGACCCACAGCCAUCUCAGGGUGGGACUCGCCCACCCCAGGGCCCUCUGGGCUCUUUGCUUCCCCAGUGACCUCCGAGACUGUCUCCUCGACAGUCACAACUGUUGUUACAACAACGCCAACACUUAGCUCCUCAGGCGUGCUCUCAGUGGCAGAACUGGCUCCUAAAAAGGAUUUCAGUGAUGUUCCAGCAGCACCAGAAAAUGUAACCAGUGACAGCGAGAACGAUUCCGAUGGAAGUAGUGUCGUUAUUGUGAAGGUGGAGAAACCAUGGGAUGAGAGGACACCGAUUACGCUUUCUUCAGAUUCUGAGGAAGAGCGAAUGCUACAGGCGGAGAUUUCAGGCACUCAGAAAGAGGCUGAGACCAAACAGAAGGAUUCCAGCUUUGGUAGUGCAGUGUCCAGUAACUCUAGUUCUGAUCUCAUUGAUGUGGUGACUGUCACCAUUGAUAAGAGUCACAAGAAGAGAAAACACAGGCAUCAUGACAGCGGAAGAAAAAGUCGCAAACGCAAACAUUCUAAAGAAACCAGUGGACAUUCCUCAUCAUCCAAAAAAUCUUCACGGGAUGCCAACGCAAAAGAAGACAAGAGCUCUAAAACGUCCAAGCAUUCCAAAAAGCGACAGUCAAGGAAAUCAGAUUACGACAGAAGAAAGAGCAGAAAACAUGAAUCGUGGCACUUAUCCCAUUCUCGCAGUCGUGAUCGCAGAGAGCGCACCCCGCCAUCCUGCGUGUAUGGAUAUGAGAGUCCUGUGGCUGGCAAAUUUGGGGAGUUCUUUCAGUGGUUACAACACAAUGAACUCAGUCACGACCAUUUUUCUCCAGAAGAGUUAGAUCCAGUCAAUUUGUUUUCAGGCCAUAAGGUGUCAUCUUAUUCAGGUCGACAUGGGAGAUAUGCACGUUCAAGGUCACGCUCAAGGUCAUAUGACACGAUAUGGCCGAACAGCAGCAGGUCCCGAUCACCGACAUUGUCGAUUUCACCAAACAAGAAGGCUCGAAGCUGGGAUAAGCAUUCCCGUAGCAGGAAGUCCAGAAGUAGCAGCGUAGAAAUCAUCCAAGUUGUGACAGGCGGUGUCAGCCAGCAGAGGAAGAGUCACAAAAAGCACAAGAAGCACAAAAAGCACAAACAUAAAAGGUCUAAGACUGAAACCAUUUCAGUUGACAAGCCUGUAGAGGUGGUAGAGUUGGAACCAGAGCCUGCUGAUGAUAAGGGGUCACAGGAAAUGAUGGAGGAUCCGCAGCAGCCGAGCACUGCUGUUGAAGCUUUGGUGACCCCAUCCUGUAGUAAAUCUCCAGAUGAGAAAAAGUUCAAGAAACACCCUACCGGGCACAAAACGUCUUCAAAACCGGUGAAAAUAAAGCGGGACACUGUUUUGAUGAAGGACUUACAGAACAAAGCCAAAGUGGUAAAUGAGAGCUCUAAUGAAGAGCAAAGAGAAAAUAGGCUAGAGCCUUCUGCAAGUGAGGCUUUUGAGUUGAAUAACUGUCAUGAAAAGUUAGAGUCAAACAAAGCUGUUGUUAGUCCCCAGAACAAGGCUGUGUCACAGACAGGGACUGACGUUAUAGAGAGGACGUCUCAUGAGCCUCUAGUGUCAAACUUAACCAAGGAGGACAAUAAAAGUGACUGGCAGAUUAAUGGUGGGGAUGAAGACAGUGUUGAGAUUGAUGUUGUCACAGUUGGUGACAUAUCAUUAGAAACAGCAGCCGCUGAAAAGGGGACAGAUGUUGUACCUGCCUCAGAUGGCAUGUUUGAAACUGUAGAAACAUCCAUAUCAGCCGAGGAGUCAUUAGAGGAGGUGUUAGAUGUGGUGUCUGUCGAUCCACCAGAUAACUCAUUUUCUGAAUCAGGCAAAAGACGUUCUGAGAAGAUUGAUGUGUUUUCAGUUAACCCCCCAGAGUUCAUUAACAAAUGUACUGAGAGGAUAGAUGAGGUAUCGUUUGAUUGUCCAGAUGACUUAAUUUUGGAAUCGGGCAAGACAUACAGUAACAAAAUGGAUUUAGUAUCAAUGGAUCCCACAAGUGACUCACUUUCUGAGUCAGAUAAAGCUGGCUCAGAGAGUGAAGACAUCGACAUUACAUCUUGUGAUACAUCUGGCAACGAAGUUCAAGAAAUUGGCGGUGUGUCUUGCCGUGAACCUCCCCACGGGAAUCUCUCUGUCAGUUCUUCUGAACCAAAAGAUAUAUGGUUUGACAUACAUGUACCUGUGGAAACAGAGAAGGAUCGAAAUUUGACAGAGAACACCACUGCACAUGCUGCCAGUGCUGUACCUGACGCGAUAAUAGACGUAUCGCAGAAGAGCUCUACCGAGCAUCUUCCUGAGCCUCAAAUUGAAAAGGUCCUCUGUGAGAUCGAAACUAAGCGAUUCGUCUCAUGUGAUGAAAGCUUUCCACUUGAGUUGAAGGCAGAGAACUGUGAUUCAGUCAAACAAUCAGGGUAUUCUUCACUGGAAAAUAGCAGUGUUGAUGCAGAUAAUUCAGCAUCUUUGAAGGAUCCAAAGCAAACCCCAGUGGAAGCUGAAAUAGGAAAUUGUGCUGAUGGUGCAGAUGAUGUGACAGACAUGACAAAGGGAAAUAAAAUUGUGUUCUCACAUGGUUUUGAAGAAUCGGUGAAUAGGGAAGUCAAGGAUUCUUCUCCAUCUGAAGGAUGUGGGGAGAGAUGCAUAUCUGUAGAUGAGGACAAUAGCUGUGGUAAUGACAAACCUGAGGUGAAGGCCAGCAAUGGGAUGCAUGGAGCUCUGGCUGGCAUCACUGAACAUUGUGUACCUGAAAAGUACACCCCACACAGAGAUUUACCUGAUGCCAAUCCUGAUCAGGCACCUAGUAGUCAUGAGAAAUCUUAAAUCUUAUCCAUAAUUUCAUUUCAAGCCUUUAAAUUUUAAUUUACAAUGUUCUUUCUCUGUUUUCGCUCUUUUUAAAAGUUUGGCAGUAAUAUACCUGUGCUCAUACAUGUAAUUCUAUCAAAUUUGUUCUGCAGAAUCUGACUGAUUUGAGCACAGAUUUGUUCCCUCUCACAAAUUAAUCACUAAAAUCUUUUAGGCUAAAAUUUAUUACAUGCAUGUUUCUGAGGAUAAAUUUGCAAAGCUAAAAUUCUGUAUUUUCUUGACAUCUUGAACUGUACAGGUAUCACUCAUCAUAUUUCAUGAAACGAAUAUGCAGUGAUUUCAAAUCGUAUUGUUACAUAAUUGUAAUAUGUGUAAGUGUUGAGCAGAGUUCGUAAUAUAGGGAUACACUUUAAAGGAACAUUUUUCUCGCAUUUUAUAAAGAUGUGUUUUAUCCCUAGCCCUAAGUGUAAAAUUUUAAGUGUUCAAGGGGCCUACCUUUUGAUUUUAUAGCCUUAGAAGGUCCUUAGCAACAUUUUGGUUGUUUGUUUCAAAAAGUAUCUAUGUAAUACAUUCUCCAAACUCUCUUCUAACCUUUUCAGUACAUGCGUCUAAAACACCAAGAAAAGUUAAGGGAAGAUGGCUUAAAAUUUAAGGUUUAAGGUGUUUACUGUGGGAUGUGAGGUCUCCAGCAUAUGUUGUCAAAAAGGGAUAUUCUGUGUAAAACGUUUUGUUGAUUUUUUGUUUUUGUUGAUGGGAUCAGUUCUGAUGAAGCAAAAUGAAAAUAUUAAUGAGAAUUUAAUGAAACUGCAUACAUCAAUAUUUAAGACUUUCUCAAUCAUAGUUUGUUUUUCUUCAUUUCUGUUAUGACUCGUUAGUGGUAGACUACCAGUGA